UAAAGGCUUUUUGUUUUGACCGGGGUCUGUGGUUCCCCUGGUGGUGCUAGACGGUACUACAGGAAUUAUUUAGAUUUUUAGCAAACUAUGAAAUAAGACAAAACAGGAUAUAUUUUUUUUAACUUCUAAUAAUGUGUUUUACACAUAUCUAUCUAAAAUAUAAUGUUUAUAGAUUUUUGACAGCUAGUUAUUCUUUAUUUUUAGGUUUUAUUUUGAGUCAUCUGGGUUUAGUCGAAAACAUUUCUAAUGGAAAAAUGUCACUUCAUAUCCUAGAGUUUUCUUUAAAAAAUAGAGAGAGGGAGAGGGAGAAAACCAUGUCUAAUUUACUCCUUUUCAAUACUUUUUUUUUUUUUUACAUAGAUGGAAGUUGGAACCAUCCUGCACAAAGAGAGUUCACAGGUGAGGCCAUGGAAGUGGAGACAUUUGUAUCUAAAACCCUUGAGCUUUUACAAGACGAGCGAGAGGCAGAAAUACAGGAAACCAGAACAUGGCAGGAGAACAGUUCCUUAAAGGAUCUUCAAAGCAAAGGCAUUUGUCUGUUGAAGCUGCAGAUAGGCAGUCAGUUCACAGGCCUCUACGGCCGCACAGUUCUCGUUCUCGAGCCAAGGAAAUAUCUUGGUUUCUCGUCUCUUCCUAGUAACACCUUUGGUCCUGGGGAUAUCGUUGGCUUGUAUGAUACAGCUGGGUGCAGUGCAACCUCACAGAUAUGCACAGGGAUAGUAACCAGAGUCAGCCAAGCGUCUGUAAGUGUGGCCAUCGAUGUUCUAAAGGAUGAUGCCGUCCUGGAUACAAACUCGCAAUACAACCUCCUAAAAUUGGCCAACGAUGUCACUUAUAAGCGAAUGAAACGAGCGCUGAAUGCAUUAAAUGGAUAUAGCAAUGGACCGGCUGCCAAUCUGAUAAAUGUGCUUUUUGGAAACACACAACCCUCAUCUCAUUCACAACCAAAUGAAGUCCAAUUUUUCAACUCAAACUUAGAUGACUCUCAAAGAGAAGCAGUAGCGUUUGCUCUGUCCCAGAGAGAGCUGGCUGUGAUUCAUGGACCUCCUGGGACGGGGAAAACCACCACUGUUGUGGAAAUCAUCCUGCAGGCGGUGAAACAAGGUCAAAAGGUGCUCUGCUGCGCCCCCUCAAAUGUCGCUGUAGACAAUUUAGUGGAAAGGUUAGCACAGUGUAAAGCCAAAGUCCUGAGACUGGGACACCCUGCCAGACUGCUGGAGUCCAUCCAGAAACACUCGCUGGACGCCAUCCUCGCCCAGAGUGACAACGCAAACAUCAUUGCUGACAUCCGUAAAGAUAUUGAUAAAGUAUUUAUGGGAAUGAAGAAGGAGAAAGGUGAGCGUGGAAACUUUAAACGAGAAAUAGGGGAGUUGAAAAAGGAGCUAAAAUCCAGGGAGGCUACAGCCAUCACCCAAAUCCUGAAGAGUGCAGAUGUUGUGCUGUCAACCAACACUGGUGCCUCCGAUGAUGGUCCUCUGAAGCUCCUACCUGCAGAGCAUUUUGACUGGGUGGUCAUUGACGAGUGUGCUCAGGCGUUGGAGAGCAGCUGCUGGAUUGCGCUGCUCAGAGCUCGCAAGUGCAUUCUGGCUGGAGACUACAAGCAACUGCCUCCAACAAUCAAAUCACAAACAGCUGCAUCAAAAGGAUUGUCUCUGAGUCUUAUGGAAAGAGUUAUUCAGAUCUAUGGCGAUUCUGUGGUCCGCAUGUUAACGGUCCAGUACAGAAUGAACAGUGCCAUCAUGGAAUGGGCCUCCAAAGAGAUGUACCAGGGGAAACUAACAGCUCACAGCUCAGUGGAAAACCAUUUAUUAAAAGAUCUCUCAGGCGUCGCUUGUGUCGAAGAGACCAGCACUCCACUUCUUCUGAUCGACACGGCAGGAUGCGGCCUGACCGAGAUGGAGGUCACAGACGAACAGUCCAAAGGGAACCAAGGUGAGGUAGACAUUGUUAAGCUGCACAUAAAGGCCUUAACUGAAGCUGGCGUUAGAGCCAAAGAUAUUGCUGUCAUCGCUCCAUACAAUCUGCAGGUUGAUCUUCUGCGCCAGAGACUUUCUGCUCGGCAUCCAGAGCUGGAGAUAAAGUCAGUGGAUGGAUUUCAAGGCAGAGAAAAAGAAGCUGUUGUGCUCUCCUUAGUUCGGUCCAACAGGAAAGGUGAAGUUGGAUUUCUAGCAGAGGACAGAAGAAUAAACGUGGCAGUCACACGAGCGAGGAGACACAUCGCUGUGGUGUGUGACACUCAGACAGUCCAGAACCACGCCUUCCUGAAGUCCCUGGUCCAACACAUGAUUGGAUUUGGCGAGGUCAGAACAGCAUUCGAAUACCUGGAGGAUACUGUACCACAGAACUACACCCGUACCCACAAAGAAGCAAAAGCCACAUCUGCUUCUGCAUCCACCAAACAAAAGACUAGAGAUCAGCCCGGCAGCAAAGUGAAGCCGGCGCAGAAGAAGUCUGCGAACAGCAGCAAAGAGAGCACAGCUGGGACACAAAAUCGAGCAAAGUCCGAGCAAGAGCAAAGCAAGAGUAGACACAAUGAGAUCAGAGAGCAGGUGGAGAGCUUUAUGAAAGACUUAAAACAAAGUGAGCUGCAGUUCCCGGCUUCCUUUAACUCCCACGACCGUUUACUAGUCCACCAGAUUGCUGAGGAGCUAGGUCUGGUUCAUGAAAGUAAAGGAGAGGGCAGUGAUAGGUACAUAACGGUCUCCAGGCCCCUGAAGUCUGCACCAGCUCAGGAAGUACGACAAGAGGAAGAAGAAACAGUCUCCAAUGGAAACGAGGCAGCUUCCAUUCUGCAGAGCGAGCCUCAACCGUCAUUAGACCUGAAAAGUUUACACUUGGAGAGGAUGAAGAGGGAGCAGGAGAGGAGGGAGGAAGCCUCUCAGUCGAAGAAGCAGCAGAACAUCAUUCCUGCUGCGAAGGAGCAGCAAAUGAAAAAAACUAAAGGGAAAAGCAAAACAAAGGCGGGAGCCUGCGACGUUGCUGCUGCCGCUGCCCCUGACGAUGACUUCGAUGCUCUCAUCAGCGCCGUCAUGAAGGCUGACAGUGUUUGUAGUUUUGUCAAGUGUAAAGCUUCAGUCUUAACACUUGGACAGCUUUGCUUGUUUUGCAACAGGCAGUACUGCCUCAGUCAUCACAUACCAGAGGUUCACGGCUGUGGGGACAAGGCCAAGUCUCACGCUCGGAUGAGGAUCAGCAAAGAGGGGGUUCUGUAUGCAGGGAGCGGCAAAAAAGACAAAUCCAUGGACCCAAAUAAGAAGGCACACCUGCAAAGAAAACUGGACUCUAAAUUGAAGGACAUGGCUUCACAGAGAAAGCCAAAAAGCAAGGAGAAGGAAAACUAAUGUCACCUAAUCAACAUUUCAGCUCAACUAAAUGUGAGGAAAAUUGAGGCAAAUUACAAACUUGUGACGUACUUUUAAUUUACAUUUUGAAAUACGUUUGGCGUUUUACUCUGCAGAAUUCUGACACGUCUACCCUGUGUUCACGCUGAUAGUCAGAGGGCAGAUGGUGAGAGGGCUCGAGUUUUUCCAGUCCUCAUUUAAUCCGAGAGAAAAGUAGGGAAAUAUUCUCUCUGUAAACUUGUCUUUAAAUGUGUGUAUCACUGUGGAAUUUGCAGUAUUGAUGAAGACCACCUUUCCCUUGUUCAAGUCCAGCUUUACAGUGAUCCUCUCAGGCUUCUGCUUCAUAGUGAGCAGGGCGCGAGGGGAGCUUUCAGCCCACAGCGACUCGCCGUUACACAGACCGAUCACCCAGAAGCCCUCAUCAGGGUUCAAGAAGAUGGUGCUUUUUCUUUUGAUGGACUCUCGAACCACUCCAACGUGCCAGUCUUUGGCCUGGCCCAACUCCACAGUCCAGCUGUGAAAUCCAGAUGUGAAGCCCGUGGCGCCCAGGACGCACACACGGUUAGUGCAGCGUUCAGGGUUGUCGGGCAGGGGCUGUUUUUGGCUGUAGUGCAGACUCGUCAGGUCUUGACAGAGCUUUAAGUUUGGCUGCGCUGUGUUUGGAUCCAGGAUGAUCGGAGCUGAAAAACAUUCCCUCCUGUUAACUGCUGAGAUUGUACAUCUGACUUAUGAAUUUGGAGGCAGCUGUUCACCCACCAUAUUUGACAGAAUUCGCCAUUUUCUUCCAAAUUCUAAACUUGAGGAUUCCCAGAUGCUUUGCAGAAUUGAUCAGGAUGUCUCGAAUAUACUCUGGCUCCUGGAUGUUGCAUUUGACCCUAAAAUAUGUUAAAAUCAAUACAAAAUGGUAGAAAAAAAUGGUAGUAAUGGGUUGGUUGAGAAUACCUUUUCUUCGUCUGCUUGUAACCCUUAAAAGAGUAGAAAGAGGAAAAAGUCACCACAAAUGCAAUGUUAAUAGAGUUAUUGUAAAUACAUAAACACUUUUUAACAAUAAUUUUGUCAGAAGGCCCCCAUUAUAAAUUUAAAAAAUACUCUUCCACAUUUUACGGGUUUCAUGUAACCCAAGAAAGAAUUUUAGAAUAGCUUUUGAAGUCAUAUUAUGCUGCUCUGCCAGGCCUCCUCAUCAUCCUCACCACCUUCAUCUGUUCUGAGCUGCACAUAUUUUUCUGCUCUUCUCUCAUUCUCUGCCAGUUUGUUGAAGUUUUGUGGUCAAGCCCACAUUAUUCAUGUCUUGUUGCCUGAUCACCACAGCUCCUCAUCCUGUCCUGCUCUCUGAAAAGUCUUGAAACCCUCCUGAACUUCUACAAAUCAACUCUGUAAGAAACCAUCAGCACAAACUUCUGUAAGCAUUGCAAAAAUAACAAAAAUUCUGUAUUUUAAAAUCAAAAUACGCUGCAACAGUUUGGGAUGACAGCACCCGGGCCUUGGCCAAAGUUUGCACUGUUUGCAUGUGAUGGCAAGAGGAAAUUCUUAUUUUUGGAAAAUUAAGUUAUACUAUUUCAUUAAUAAAACAGUUUGAAAACUUAA
Molecule: messenger RNA, 4925 nt
Organism: Oryzias melastigma (Indian medaka)
Lineage: Eukaryota; Metazoa; Chordata; Actinopteri; Beloniformes; Adrianichthyidae
Gene: ighmbp2
Product: immunoglobulin mu DNA binding protein 2
Exons: 16
Coding region: 132-3341 (1069 amino acids)
Molecular function (GO): 5'-3' DNA helicase activity; ATP binding; zinc ion binding
Source: RefSeq, a predicted model, not a curated record